Messenger RNA from Candoia aspera, 2785 nucleotides. RefSeq lists its product as uncharacterized. The transcript is spliced from 5 exons. Lineage: Eukaryota; Metazoa; Chordata; Lepidosauria; Squamata; Candoiidae. Bases 502 to 1500 code for a protein of 332 amino acids. The record is from RefSeq and is a predicted model, not a curated record.
CAAAGGCGCGAGAUUCGCCGGCGCCUCAAUGCUGCUAAGCGGGCUGCUGGCUGCAGGCAAAAAUGCCCGCGAUUCCAAAGCGCAGGUUUCUUCCGUGCAGGAGCGCUCAAGUAGCCUCUCCUCUUCCCGAGCCCAGCAAGCUUUCUCCCGCGCCCUUCCCAGGAGGGCGGCCCACGAUGCCGGGCCGGAAACUUCUGGCCGUCGCUCUUUCAUACCUGUCUGGAGACGGACAGGUGGAUCCUCGGAGCUUCUCUAAGGCAGAAGUAAGCGACCAGGAAGUAACUGCCGCCCUGCCUUAGAAGAGCGAGCCUGCUUCCCGCCGCCUACCUUUGUUAUCUCUCUGAUUGCUGUAGGGUGCAAAUUUCAGAUCUCGUCCUCGGAAGGAAGAGCCUUUUCCUCGCUGGAAAGGGAGGACGCUCGGGGAGCCCGGAGGAUCCAUCGCCUCCUGCCUCGUGUUUCACUUUCCUCUGUGGAUCUACGGCUGCUCAUUUGGCAGAGAGCAUGGAGAUUACACCAUCCUUCAAAUUCCCAUCUUCCCAACUCAUGGGAAAUUUAGGAUUUGUGGCUCCCGUUCUACUCAUGAUCCUUCUGCUGCUUCUUUGCUCUCCCUUUAAAAAGAAAAAACGGCAGUUGUCAGCCAGAAUUGUGAAGAGGGACUUAAAUAUGUCUGAGCUAAUCAGUAUGACAAAACUGGGAGAUGGAUUGCCUCUAGAAAGGAAGUCUCUUGCAGAUCGAUGUUUAUGCAAAGGUAACACUUUGCCUAGUCACCAAGCAGAGCAGCAAUCAAAUGGAUUUUCUUCAGAGCUUCAGCAAGGAAAUGCAGACUCUUCAAAAUACACACAGGUAGUUAACUCAAGCCAACAAAGGAUGGAGAAACUGAACAUAAGUCAUCAAAGAAACUUGAGUCCAGAAGCACCAGGUUCCAACAUACCAUCCCCAAGCCCACUGCAGUUCAGGAAACUCCCAGUGACUCCCAAGGAGGUCUGCAUAUCUAGAAUGUUACCAUUGACUCAGAACCUGGACAACCAAGUUUAUGAAAGCAUUGGUACUGAAGGACAGGAAUUAUGUACCAAUGAUUGGUUGGAAGGAAGGAAGGGCUCCCAGUUGACAGCUAAUAAAAAUUCAAUCUGUGCCACAGCACAUGGAUUUGGAGCAGGACCUGUGGAGCUUGGUGGCAAAGAUUCUGAAGCUGCGGGAUCCAGCAGCACGCAUGUGCAGUUAUCUUCAACUCCACAAUGCCAGGAGUCAUAUGGCCAGUUGCAGGAAAUGACACCUGAGAAAGAGGUCCCACCUCAGCUUGACUCUGACUCAAGGAGACUAAGUGCCAUGUAUGCUCGAGUGUGCAAGCGAACCAAGGCAUCUCAGCCAGUGCAACCUGAAAAACAUGAUGAGCCUAUGGAACAAGAAGAGGAAGAACCCCCACCCAUUCCAGAAAAAUGUUUUGAGCACAUCUAUGAAAGCCUGAACAUUGAUAGCGAGAUGCAGGUAGGGGGCUUGUAGGUGCAUGUCUUUCAGUAAACCUGAAGGUGUAUUGUAUCUUCUAAUUUAAAUAGGCAACUAUAAGUAUCUUCCAACAUGCAGAAAAGUCAGUUAUGUACAUUCAUAUGAUGUUCAUAAACCUCUGUGGUAUACAUGUGCUAGUAAAGAUUUAUCUGAAAUGUAAACUUUUUUUUUAACAAUUCAAACUGCUACUAUUUUCCAUCUUCCAAAAAAUCCUGGUACUAGAAAUUGAUUCCCUUUUCUUCCAUUUCUGUAGCAAACACUUUUUCCCUUCUGACACCAAUUCUGACUUCCCUGGGAAGAGGGAAUGAUUAAAACCAGUUUACUUUGUGGUGUGGAUAUGAUGUUCAUCAUGGGAUAAGACCCCUGAACUCAUUUCAACCCCUAAUUUGAUGGAUGUGGAAAGCGUGUUUUAGAAGAAAUUGCUGACAAGGGUUGAACAACUAGUUGCAUAACUGAGUGUUCUUGACUCACCUGUCUUUCAUCUUGGAAUUAAGGAAACAGCAGGAUCAUUAUCAGUAGUAGGUGGAGCUUACAGCUUCAUAGAAAGCAAGAGUGAUCUGUACAUUCAAGAUGGGAAGCAGCCAAUUUCAGGUUUUCCAACAGCUUGGUGCCCUCUGUGACUACAACCCCCUAUCAUUCCCGCAAGGGAGGAUGCUGUGAAGGAUGCAAUCUUAUGGAGGCAGGAGUCUUCUCCAAGGCUGUUAGAUGAAUGUAAGUUGGACUGCCCCAAAUCUGGGUCCUUUCUUGAAGUACACACUGGGAAUGAUGGGUUUUAUAAUCUCAAACCUUCCAUAAUCUGUGAGCAUAACCUGGGUGAUGGAACUGGCAUGCAGAACAUCCAAAGAGAUUAGGAAUGGGGAGAAUGGCUUUAAGUAACUCUAAAGCAGGGAUUUUAUGUGGGAUUUUACAUCACCACUCAGUUGUGGCUGUUCAUGUUUGAAGUUGUUCAGAAUUAUCAUAAGCUUUCCCAUAAUUUAAUUCCCACAACUCUAAGGAGGGAGUAGGAGAGAGGGAAGAAAUCAUUUCCCAGUCUUGGAACUUACAUUCACCAAACUACAACCUUUGGGCAAUUAUUUUGCUCGCUAAAAUGAGAAACUGCAGUAUACAAAUGAUAGGGCACAUUUUGCAUUCUAUCAAAUUGUAAUAUUCAAAAUAUACCAAAUCUAUAGCGUGAUAGUAUCAAACAUGUAUUUAAUCUAUUUUUAAAAAUCAUUAUCUUCACUUUUUGCAUUGACAAAGGAAUCAAGGCAGCUGGCAAAAUUAAAAUGGACUUGAAUACCAG